Camelina sativa (false flax) is the source of this 1373-nucleotide messenger RNA. The record is from RefSeq and is a predicted model, not a curated record. Lineage: Eukaryota; Viridiplantae; Streptophyta; Magnoliopsida; Brassicales; Brassicaceae.
GCGGUCUAUAAAAAUGAAGGUCAUUUCAAAAGUUAGGUAAAUUUUCUUCCAGUUUCAACUGUUCUUUUAAUAAUUUCAACUGUGGUUUCAUCUCAGUUUGAGCAAUUUCUCUGAAACAAAAUGGCGGAAAUGGGAGAAGGAGAGGAAACGAUUCAAGGGAGAAACGUAGGAGCCAUGUGGGAUCUAGAGCAGAAACUUGAUCAGCCCAUGGAUGAAGAAGCUCAUAAACUCAAGAACAUGCACAGAGAAAAGGUGCAUGCAAACAAGAAGCCAAAAGCCAACUGAUUUGCGUAACCUGCGGAACGAAGAAUUAGCACACCUUGAACGAGAAAACCGAAGAGCAAAAUCCCAAGCCGACGUUAUGGCUGAAGGAAACGAAACAGAUGCUCGUCAACCUAACCCUCCAGCUGCUCUCGUUCGUCAACAGCAGCAAUAGCAAAUACAGCUUCCACAAGAGCGAAACAAAGUGGAUCCGAAUCCACCAGCAAGGCGAACCACCCUGAGGGAUGACGAGGCUCAUAACAGGCUGUUUGCGAAUCGGUCAGCAAUUCAGCCACCAGCUCCUGGUAGACAGGAUUAUGAAAGCAAGCACAGUCUGAUCAACUUGGUUCAGAAUCGCGUGUUCAAUGGGUUAUCAUCGGAAAGUCCUCUAGAUCACAUAGAAGCCUUUGAAAGACUGACCAGCACGACGAGAUCCAAUGGUGUCCCCUAUAACUACCUUAUGCUGACACUCUUCCAAUUCUCUCUGGGGGAUAAGGCACUUAGAUGGCUGAACCUUCUGGAUUCGGGAUCGAUCACCACUUGGGAGCAGUGUAGAGCCAUUUUCCUGAAUCACUUCUACACCAAGUCUCGAUCGACCAAAUUGAGAAGCAAGAUCACCACCUUCUCUCAAGGCGGUAUGGAGACUUUCUGCGAGGCAUGGGAGAGAUUUAAAGAGUACUUGAGGGACUGUCCCCACCAUGGCUACUCCCAAGAGAACUUGAUGAAUAUCUUCUAUGGAGGUAUUGAGCAGAGGUACCAGAUGGCACUGGACACAGCUAGCAAGGGAGAUUUCUCCACUAACACAGCCAAUGAAGCAAAUCUUCUGAUUGAGAAUCUAGCUGCAAGAAACAGUAACCAUGGUGCAGAAUAUGACCGUUCGGUAAGGGUCAAUGCUGUAGAGACCGAUGCCAUCAAAGACCUCACGGCCAAAGUGAACCUCCUCCUAAAAAGAGACCACCAAAGCGUCAACAUGAUUGAAGAACAGCCAGUAGUGUAUGCGGAAUUUGGGGUUGAUACCUCUCAAGAUGCAACUGAAGAAGUUAACUACAUAGGAGGACAAGGAAAUUUUUCUGAACCACGGUUUUAAUCAGAAUUUCCGAAACCACCCUAAU